Messenger RNA from Phasianus colchicus (ring-necked pheasant), 4688 nucleotides. NCBI's taxonomy places the organism in Eukaryota, Metazoa, Chordata, Aves, Galliformes, Phasianidae. The record is from RefSeq and is a predicted model, not a curated record.
ACGCACCACUUCCAAACACGCAGGGCUCUGUGGAUUUCCCCACCGUGGAGUUCGAGUACGGGGACACCGACAGCCGUGGUGCAGAGCUCGCAGGUGGGGUUAUGGGAUGGCAGCAUCCUGGUAAUGAGAGAGAGGAGGGUUUUAAUUAACAGAGGGGUUAAUGACAUAGGAGCAUAGGGAAUGUGUAGGGAAAAUGAUGUAGGAAACGGCGUAAAACCCAAAACCCUGGAGCUGUUUGCAAAAUUACUGGGGCAAAAUUACCCUCCAAAAAAAUUCCUAUGGCACUGCAGAUGCAAUGGGGCAGUGGGGAGGGGGAGAUGGGAAGUUCCCUUAGGUGUGGCUGUGGGGCUCCUGCAUGGCUCUGGGGGUCCCAGAUCUUAUGCCACACUGGGAUAUCCACGCUGUCCCCAUUGCCUCAUGGCAAUGCGAAAUGGGAUCAAACACAAUGGGUUUGGGAGCGUUGAGUCAGAACCCAAUGCCCAGUGGAGCUCUAAAAGAGCUCAGGGACAUUGAGAUAUCAGCACUGUCCCCAUUAACCCAUGAGCACCCACCGGGAGAGCUGCUGUAAGGCUCUGUGUCCCAGUUGGUUUUAUUGGAUUUUAAUGCCACGUUGGGAUAUCUGCAGUCUUCCCAUUGCCCCAUGACAGCAUGAAAUGGAUGGAUGUGGAAGUGUUGAGUGGGAACCCAGUGCCCAGUGUAGCUCACAGAGAGCUCCAGGACAAUGCUGGGGUUCUGCUCCACAUCUUGGGCACAUGGGGAUAUCUCAGAGGAAUUUGGUGGUGAUAAGAGGGGUGAAAACCUUUCCGGUAACCGCUGACCCUGUUCCAGCAGAGCUGUACAGCUACACUGAGGAGCCCGAGCUCAGCACCAACCGGCGAUGCUUCGAGGAGGAGUUUUGCCCCCAAGGUAUGGGCUCUGUGUUCAGUGCCCCAUGGCACAGGGCUGCCCUAUGGCCCACACAUCGCUCUGUCCCCUCUGCAGCGCGGGGCCGGCAGUGGCCUGAGCUGGACAAAGCGCAGCAGAGGGCCCAAGUCCUGCGGCUGCUGGAGGGGCUGGAGGUGGUCAGCAGGGAGCGGCGGCUGCGGGCAGCGCGGGCCAUCCUUUACCUGGCACAGGGAGUGUUUGGAGACUGUGAGAGCGAAGGCGAUGUCCUGCACUGGUCACGGCACAACAGCUUCCUGCUGUAUCAGCUGGGCACCUUCAAUGCCUUCCUGGAGCUGCUCAGCAUGGAGAUAGACAACAGCCAGGCAUGCAGCAGUGCGCUGCGGAAGCCAGCCAUCUCACUGGCCGACAGCACCGAGCUCAGGGUGCUGCUCAGCGUUAUGUAUCUGCUGGUGGAGAACAUCCGUGUGGAACUGGAAACAGAUCCCCCGGAGUGGAAAUCCUGCCGAGAGACCUUCAGGACAGAGCUGAGUUUUCCCAUGCGCUCUGAUGAGCCCUUUGCUCUCUUGCUCUUCACGAUGGUGACCAAGUUCUGCAGCGGCCACGCUCCACACUUUCCUAUGAAAAAGGUCCUGCUCCUGCUCUGGAAGGUCCUCCUGUUCACGCUGGGAGGAUUUGAAACCCUGCAGACGAUGAAGGUGAGGAGGAGGGAGGAGCUUGGGCUGCCACCCCUGCCCGAGGACAGCAUCCAGGUGAUGCGCAGCAUGCGUGCUGCCUCACCGCCCACCUGCUCCAUUGAGCUGGCUGAGCAGCAGCAGAAGCGUGGGCACCGCAGCCGCCGGCCCCUGAUGAAGCAAGACAGCCUGGAUAUCUACAACGAGAGAGACCCCUUCAAGAAUGAUGAAACAGGAGUUGAUGAAGAGGAGGGUGAUGAAGUGGAUGGUGGGAUCGAGGGGGAGCUGGACCUGAUGGAGCGGGAUGCUCUCCUCCCUACCAUACCAGCCCAGCGUCCUCCUAUUGAACGGGUGUCAUUCCCCAAAGGGCUGCCCUGGGCCCCCAAAGUCAGGCAGAAGGACAUUGAACAUUUCCUGGAGGCAAGCAGGAACAAAUUCAUCGGCUUCACUCUGGGACAGGACACUGAGACCCUGAUAGGGCUGCCACGGCCCAUUCAUGAGAGUGUGAAGACACUGAAGCAGCACAAGUACAUUUCCAUCUCAGAUAUCCAGAUCAAGAAUGAGGAGGAGCUGGAGAAGUGCCCCAUGUCUCUGGGUGAAGAGGAAGUUCAAGAAACCCCUUGUGAGGUCUUGUAUCGAGCAAUGCUAUACAAUCUCCCCCAGUAUAUGAUCGCUCUGCUGAAGAUCCUCCUUGCUGCAGCACCCACCUCCAAGGCCAAGACUGACUCCAUCAACAUCCUGGCAGAUGUCUUGCCUGAGGAGAUGCCCAUCACCGUCCUGCAGAGCAUGAAGCUGGGGAUUGAUGUGAACAGGCACAAGGAGAUUAUUGUGAAGAGCAUCUCGGCACUGCUGCUGUUACUCCUCAAGCAUUUCAAGCUGAACCAUAUUUACCAGUUUGAGUAUGUGUCCCAGCAUUUGGUGUUUGCCAACUGCAUCCCGCUGAUCCUGAAGUUCUUCAACCAAAACAUCAUGUCCUAUAUCACUGCCAAAAACAGCAUCUCUGUCCUGGAUUACCCGCACUGUACAGUCCACGAGUUGCCUGAGCUCACUGCAGAAAGCCUGGAAGGUGGAGACAACAACCAGUUCUGCUGGAGAAACCUAUUCUCCUGCAUUAACCUGUUGAGGAUCCUCAACAAGCUGACCAAGUGGAAGCACUCGAGGACAAUGAUGCUAGUAGUCUUCAAGUCGGCCCCGAUACUGAAGCGAGCUCUGAAGGUGAAGCAGGCCAUGAUGCAGCUGUACGUUCUCAAACUUUUGAAAAUCCAGACCAAAUAUCUGGGGCGCCAGUGGAGAAAGAGCAACAUGAAGACCAUGUCAGCCAUCUACCAGAAGGUGCGGCACCGCAUGAACGACGACUGGGCGUAUGGCAACGAUAUUGACGCGAGGCCGUGGGACUUCCAGGCUGAAGAAUGCACACUGAGAGCCAGCAUCGAAGCCUUCAACAGUCGAAGAUACGACAAACCUCAGGAUUCAGAGUUUGCACCAGUGGACAACUGCCUGCAGAGUGUGCUGGGCCAGAGGCUGGAGCUCCCUGAGGACUUCCACUACUCCUACGAGCUGUGGCUGGAGCGGGAGGUGUUUUCCCAGCCCAUCCGCUGGGAAGAGCUGCUGCGCUACCAGUGAGAGACACCACUCACCCGUCCCAUCCCAGCAGGGACUCCAGGUGCUACACAGUGAGGAAAGGAAGAUAAUUUUAAGUAAAGCUGGAAGAAAAUCACCUUCUUAAAGAGUCCAGGCCUCUCUGUAACCAUCCAGACACCUCAGCUCUCAUUUUCUUGGAGGUCUUCCCUUUGUUGUGACUUCUUGGAGGCCGAGGACCAGGUUCCAGCAUCUCAUUCAGGAGUGGCCUCACCUAGUUUUCACUGCAGAUUUACAACUGUGUAUGAGAGAUCUGAGUCUGUGCUGUCCCUCAGCUUGUUAAGUCUGCUGUAAGAGUAUCUCAGCCUUGAUAGGUCUUCAUCUCACCCAGAUGCCUCAAGCUGAGCUGAUGUGUUUUCAUUUGUUCAGUUACGAUGAUGUGUUUCAAACACCACACUGCUAUGAUGAAGUAAAAAAACACAAAAUAGGUGGCACCAUCUAUGACAGUCCCAAGUAGAGUUGGAUGACUUGGCCAAAGGGGAUGACACUACCACUUGUCCCCAGGGCAGCAUCACUGCUGGGAUUGUACAGCAGAUUUACAGAUUUCUUCCACAAUUUUUGCAUUGGUCAUUAGGUAUAGUAAUGCAUUACCUUUACCACUGUUCCACUUUCCUUCACCCCUCUGCUCACUGCUAUGAGAGUAAAAUGAACGAGUUUGCAGAGCAAAGAGCUGCAGAGGAGGUUCACUGCCAUGUUUCUCUCCACCUGCAGUAAUCAGAAAUAUCAGCCCAGAAGUUACUGACCCAAACUACAGGAUGUCUAAACAUACCACACAAAGGCUUUUUUUCUCAUCAAGCAAGAUGCUCCAUUACAAAGUCCAUACAGGGAAAUAAAAUGCAGCAGGCUGAUUGUUUUUGAAGGAUAAUUACUUCAACAUUAGGUUUCCAGAGAGCUUUCUUCAUUGCUCUAUACCCUUUGCAGCCCUACAGGAGACAGUCUUCUGGAAAAUAACCUGAUUUUUGCACAGGUUUUUGGUUCUUUGGGAGGAUGUUUGUGCUGAGUCUUAAAGUGGGAAGGAAGAGUGCUUUGGGUACCACUUUGCUGCCAUCAUAUGACAGAAACAGCAGAUGGUGCAGUCCAGAACAUUCAGACUCACACAACGAGCUGUGAGUAUGGUGACAGGGUAUGAAAGAUUAUAAAAGAUAAAAGAUUAUAUCUUUUUCUACAAAAUGUUGUCAGCCAUGCACAGGGAAUCCUGGUCUAAUUUUUCCUCCCUUAUGAAAUCAGUUCUUUUGUCAAAGAAAAAUGUGUCAAUAUAGUGCAGGCAAAAGUGGACUUCUCCCACACUGUACUGCUACUGAUACAGUGAGCAUGCAGGUGAUAAAACCACAGGUAUUUGUCAUGGCAGGAUUUGUGCUUAUUGCUGUGGAAUUGAAUUGAGAAUGUUUCCUUGAUGUGGUUUGCAAAAGGCACUUUUCAAAGAGCUGCCAUUAGUAAACCCGCUCACCCUUUUAAGAAUGCUUCUGUUCACAAUAAACCAGUGUGACUUUUCAA